This is a messenger RNA of Amblyraja radiata (thorny skate), 894 nucleotides long. RefSeq names its product vertebrate ancient long opsin a (gene valopa). Gene Ontology annotation, biological process: G protein-coupled receptor signaling pathway. Bases 1 to 711 code for a protein of 236 amino acids. Gene Ontology annotation, cellular component: membrane. The record is from RefSeq and is a predicted model, not a curated record. Gene Ontology annotation, molecular function: G protein-coupled receptor activity. The transcript has 3 exons. Lineage: Eukaryota; Metazoa; Chordata; Chondrichthyes; Rajiformes; Rajidae.
AUGAAGUGCCUUCUUUUCUUCCUUCCAAGGGAAUUCACAUUCGUCUACAUUUCACCCCAGGAAAACAAUCAGCUAGCACUGGACAAGCUGCACGGCACAGUAAAAAAACACAAGCUGGUGUAUCGUGAUGCCUUCUCUAUCAUAACCAGGGACAUCAACAGGGCUAGUUUGAAGAAGACACUUCCAAACUACGGCCAGCACAUUUCGUGCAGCACCAGAAGACCAGAAGUGGUGUGCAUUGCACAGAGCUGGGUAUCAAGUACACAAGGGAGACUGGGAGCUGCAAGGAAACCAGAAAAGCAGGUGACCAAGAUGGUCAUUGUUAUGAUACUGGCGUUCCUAUUCUGCUGGUCCCCCUAUGCAGCUUUCUCCAUAACCGUGAUCACUUGCCCAACCAUCGAGUUGGAUCCUCGGAUGUCAGCAAUACCAGCUUUCUUCUCAAAAACUGCUACUGUUUAUAAUCCAGUCAUUUAUGUGUUUAUGAACAGACAGUUCAGAAAAUGUGUCCUGCAAAUGUUCAGCCUCAAUGAACCUGACACUAUUCCAACAGCAGAACAUCCAAUGCAAGGAGGCAACCAUGAUGAGAGAGAAAUGACCACUGUUGCAAGAAUGAAGACUUCCUAUUCUAUUACAACAAAAGAUGAAGAGUGUAGCAAACGUGAUACGUUUGCUCAGCUGCCAAUACCCGAGGAUGAUGUUUGCCCAAUGUAAAUGCAAGGCACUUGCGACACUCUGUAUUACAUUAUUGAAAUCUAUCAUCUGUAAAUUGGAUACAAAUUGGAUGCCAAGCUUUCAGUCCACUUCAUAGGAAGAAAACACUGAUUAUGGCAAUAAAAAGCUUUGAAUAAUGGAGCAAAGUCAAGAUUUGUCAACAGUUGUAGAACAGAGGUUUCU